Molecule: messenger RNA, 2545 nt
Organism: Pteronotus mesoamericanus
Lineage: Eukaryota; Metazoa; Chordata; Mammalia; Chiroptera; Mormoopidae
Gene: WDPCP
Product: WD repeat containing planar cell polarity effector
Exons: 15
Coding region: 557-2545 (662 amino acids)
Biological process (GO): establishment of protein localization; cilium organization; nervous system development
Cellular component (GO): axonemal basal plate
Molecular function (GO): protein binding
Source: RefSeq, a predicted model, not a curated record
UGAGCCGCUGUGAUUGGAGAACGGCGAUAAUCAGAUGGUCUGGACUCAAGAGUAAAGGACUAUUUGAUGGCGCCCAGCAAGUCGAGGGAGUAGAAUCAGACCCCUUAGCUACCUCGUCCACAUGUGCACAACUUAGACUUUACCUCCCUCAAGGGUAAACGUGGGAGGUAAAGAGACCUUCCGCUGCGUACAGCCCGCGCGACCCGGAAACAAAAUCUUUUAAAAAAAUUAUUCACACACUCGAGAGGCGGGAGAAAUUGACGUGUCGGAAAGACUGGAAGGCUUCUCCUGUUGCUAAGCAACUAGGCUGGAGAGCAAGCGCAAGCAAAGGCGGAUGUGGGGCUACCUGAAGAAUCAGUGACUGCCGUUCCCCUGAUACUCAGAAGACCAAGUGAGUGAGUCGCGCCCUGCUUGUCCUCCUUUCUUAGCCAGCGGACCAUCCACCCCAGACUGUCAGGUGACGAGGUGGGAGGUUUGCGGGGACGCUCUCUGCGGAGGCCGGGACCGCGGGUCCUCUCCUCUCCACAGGCAGGACAGCGAUUCCUUCUGCCAUCAGAUGUCUUUCUGCUUGACUGAACUGCACCUGUGGUCUUUGAAGAAUACCUUACACAUUGCGGAUAGAGAUAUUGGUAUAUACCAGUAUUAUGACAAGACCGAUCAACCAGUAUCAGCAACAGAGCAUGGUAACUUAGAAGAAAAGCAGAAGCUGGCAGAAUCACGAGAUUAUCCGUGGACUCUCAAAAACAGACGCCCAGAAAAACUUCGAGACUCACUCAAAGAGUUGGAGGAGCUGAUGCAAAACAGUCAGUGUGUGCUGAGCAAAUGGAAGAACAAAUAUGUCUGUCAGCUCCUCUUUGGUUCAGGUGUGCUGGUGUCCCUAAGUCUUUCUGGGCCACAGCUGGAGAAAGUGGUGAUUGACAGAAGCCUGGUGGGGAAGCUCAUCUCAGACACCAUCAGUGAUGCUCUUCUCACAGACAGCUUUAUCAUCUUUUCAUUUUUGGCACAAAACAAACUGUGUUUUAUUCAGUUUACCAAGAAGAUGGGUUCUCCUGAUAUAAACAAAAGACUGGAAAAAAUCUCAGCUUUGGAUUAUAAGAUUUCCUAUCAUGAAAUACCUGGCCCAGUAAACAGGACAACAGAGCGUCAUCUAGCUAUCAACUGUGCUCAGGAUAUAGUUGUUUGCUGGUGGCCACUGGUCAGUGAUGAUGCUUGGCCAUGGACCCCCAUCUCUGCUGAGAAGGACAGAGCCAAUCUGCUGCUCCUGGGUUAUGCUCAAGGAAGACUGGAGGUUCUGAGUUCUGUACGCACAGAAUGGGAUCCACUGGAUGUUUGCUUUGGCACCAAACAGACUUGCCAGGUGUUGACAGUGGAGCACUCCAUCAGUGGAGACAAAGAGCCUAUGGCUGACAGCUGCAUCUAUGAAUGUGUUCGGAACAAAAUUCAGUGUGUCUCAGUCACCAGAAUACCACUAAGAUCCAAGGCCAUUAGCUGUUGCAGGAAUGUUACUGAAGACAAACUGAUUCUGGGCUGUGAGGAUUCUUCAGUAAUUCUUUAUGAAACUCAUCGUAGAGUGACUCUUUUAGCUCAAGCUGAACUUUUGCCUUCAUUAAUAAGCUGCCACCCAAGUGGCACCAUUCUGCUAGUUGGCAGCAACCAAGGAGAGCUACAAAUUUUUGAUAUGGCUCUAUCCCCUAUUAACAUCCAACUCUUGGCUGAAGACCGCUCACCUAGGGAGACUCUGCAGUUCAAAAAAUUUUUUGAUGUUUCCAGCAGCCUUGUUCAAAUGCAGUGGGUAGCUCCUCAGGUUGUUUCUCAGAAGCCUGAAAGUGAGGACAUCUACAAUCUCCUCUUCCUCAGGUUUGACAGAGGACCUUUGGGUGUACUUUUGUUUAAACUUGGUAUCUUCACGCAAGGACAGCUGGGCCUGGUAGACAUCAUCUUCCAGUACAUUCACUAUGAUGAGAUCUACGAGGCGAUAAACAUCCUGAGCAGUAUGAACUGGGACACUCUGGGCCAUCAGUGCUUUGUCAGCAUGAGUGCCAUUGUCAACCAUCUUCUUAGACAAAAGCUCACUCCAGAGAGAGAAGCACAGCUUGAGGCAAGCCUUGGAACCUUCUAUGCUCCAACAAGACCACUCCUCGAUACAACUAUAUUGGAAUAUAGAGACCAAAUCAGCAAAUAUGCAAGGAGAUUCUUCCACCACUUGCUCAGGUACCAGAGAUUUGAGAAGGCAUUUCUGUUAGCUGUUGAUAUUGGUGCUCGUGACCUAUUUAUGGACAUCCAUUACCUUGCACUAGAUAAGGGUGAAUUGGCACUAGCUGAAGUGGCAAGAAAAAGAGCUAGCAACAUUGAUGCAGAAUCAAUCACCACUGGAGUUGAACUCCUGGGACCUUUGAACAGAGGGGAUACACUAGCUGAAGAUUUUCUUGGCCUGUCAUUAACAACGCAAGGAGAAGACUCAUUUCCAGAUAACCUCCCUACCUUUUGUUCUAUCCAUAGUCAUAUUAUGCAACAAAGAACACUGAAUGCUUCGUCUAACAGGUAA